Solanum lycopersicum (tomato) is the source of this 1527-nucleotide messenger RNA. The record is from RefSeq and is a predicted model, not a curated record. NCBI's taxonomy places the organism in Eukaryota, Viridiplantae, Streptophyta, Magnoliopsida, Solanales, Solanaceae.
AUGCCACGGAGCGUCAGAGACAGGCUUCGUGAUCAGUUCUCUAGAUUGGAGCAGGGAUCUAUGACCAUUUCAGAGUAUGAGGCGAGGUUCCAUGAGUUGUCUCGUCAUGCUACUAUGAUCCUGCCCACAGAGGGAGAGAGAGUUCGUUGUUUUGUACGUGGGUUGCGAUACCGUUUGAGGGUUGACACAGAGCAUAUGGUUUCAACUGGCCGUUCUUUUCUUGAUGUGGUCGAUCAUGCCCGAUCCAUGGAGCAUAUUCAUCAUGAGGCCCAAGGGGGCAGCGAUAAGAGGGCGGCAUUACCUGUUUCUGAGGGAGGUCAAUAUCAGCAGAGUGGUCCUAGUACAGGCCAGAAUUCGAGGGGAUCAGAUUCUUUUCCUCCAUGCCGCGGUCGGGUUACUACAGGGCGUUCAACUUCGGGGUGUUAUGAUUGUGGUGAUCUUGACCAUUGGUCUAGAGAAUGCCCCCGGCGAGGUCGGGGGGUGAUUGUACCAGCUCCACCUACUUCUAAACCAGUUUCAGCCGUGUCUUCUUCGGCUAGAGGAAGUGGUCAGAUUCAGGACCGUCGAGAGAGUCGACAGGUUACCAGGGGUGGAGCUCGGGGAGGCAGGUCAGGUGGUAGACCGGGUGCACCAGGUAGAGGUGCUCAAGGCCAUUUCUACGCUGCCCCGACAAGGGCGGCGGCUGAGGCAUCUGAUGAUGUCAUCUCAGGUACGCUCUUCUUGUGCCAUCAGCCUGCUACAGUAUUAUUUGAUCCAGGGUCCACAUUCUCGUAUGUAUCUAUUUAUUUUGCUCCCCGAUUGGGUAUGAGGUCCGAGUCUUUGGAAGAGCCGGUUCAUGUUUCGACCCCGAUAGGUGAGUUCUUAGUAGUGGAUCAAGUAUUGCGAUCUUGCUUAGUGACCAUCCAGGGUUAUGAUACUAGAGCUGAUCUUAUUAUGCUAGAUAUGAUUGAUUUUGAUGUGAUUUUGGGCAUGGACUGGUUAUCCCCAUAUCAUGCGGUCUUGGAUUGCUAUGCCAAGACUGUUACCUUAUCCAUGCCUGGUGUUCCCUCGGUAUUGUGGCAGGCUGCUUAUAGUCACACACCGACGGGGAUAAUCUCUUUUAUUCGAGCUAGGCGGUUGGUUUCUUCUGGGUGUUUAGCGUAUUUGGCCCACAUCAGAGAUGUGAGUAGGGAGGGCCCUUCAGUUGACUCAGUUCCUGUGGUUAGAGAGUAUGCAGAUGUGUUCCCUACAGAUCUACCUUGCCUACCCCCAGAACGUGACAUUGAUUUUGCUAUAGAUUUGGAGCCUGGCACUCGUCCUAUUUCUAUUCCGCCUUAUCGGAUGGCUCCUGCAGAGCUCAGAGAGCUCAGUAGUUAUAGACCCCCAGUAGUUAGAGGAAGAGGUGUUCAUGGUAGAGGCCGCCAUUUUGGAGGACGUGGUGGCCAAGGUAAUGGUGGUCACCAAUUCUGUUGGGCUGGCGGGCAAGUUGGAACUACUGCAGCGCAGCUUGGUAGGGUUAAUAGACAGACAGGUGAUAGGGCUCAUUGA